AUGGUGGCUGGCAAGUGGAUGGUCCACUUGGACUGCUUCGCCUGGGUGCAGCGUGACUCGUACCUGCCCUGCGGGGCGCGAGGCUUGAAGGCCGUGACGCGCUACAAGCUGAAGUACGACCCUGUGGAACUGGAUCCGGAGGACAUGACGCCCUUUGCCAAGGAAAGGCCGCAGGAGCUGGCAGCGUACUCGGUGUCCGAUGCGGUGGCAACGUACUACCUUUACAUGAAGUACAUCCACGACUUCAUUUUCGCCCUGUGCUCCAUCAUCCCCUACGGUCCGGAUGAUGUGCUCCGGAAGGGCUCCGGCACCUUGUGCGAGUCACUGCUCAUGAACCAGGCGGGCGGGCCCUGA
Effrenium voratum is the source of this 354-nucleotide messenger RNA. Lineage: Eukaryota; Dinophyceae; Suessiales; Symbiodiniaceae. The record is from the annotation of a GenBank genome assembly.